Molecule: messenger RNA, 3038 nt
Organism: Vigna unguiculata (cowpea)
Lineage: Eukaryota; Viridiplantae; Streptophyta; Magnoliopsida; Fabales; Fabaceae
Product: TMV resistance protein N-like
Biological process (GO): defense response; signal transduction
Molecular function (GO): ADP binding
Source: RefSeq, a predicted model, not a curated record
GACAGUAUUGCAUUAUUGGUUUCUCUUCUAAAACUAGUGACUUCAUCAGUUCCUUCCAUGGAAUUCGCGUCUUCAUCAUCCAACCUCCAACGGAAGUACGAUGUGCUCAUCCACUUCGAUGGAGAAGAUAUCCGCAGAAAAUUUGUUUCUCAUCUCGAUUUCACCCUCUCUGCUGUUGGACUCACCACUUUCCUUCAUCAGGAGAAUGCAGUGAAGGGAAUGAAGAUCCAAGAACCUAUUCUCGACUUCUGUCGUGUAGCAAUUGUUGUUUUCACCAAAACCUAUUCUGAAUCUGCUUGGUGUCUUCAUCAACUUCAACAAAUCAUUCAAUGGCAUGAAACUUAUUCCAGACAUGUUCUGCCGGUAUAUUACGAAAUUCAGCCAUCUGAUGUUCGUCUUCAGAAAGGUCAUUUUGGUAAAGCCUUCAAAGCAACUGCACACCAAACAUUCUCAGGACAAGAACUGGAACAUGGCAUGUGCAGGUGGAGCCGCGCACUCACCAAAGUUGCAAAUUUCUUUGGAUGGGAUGAUAGCAAUUACAGGAGUGAUGCUGAACUAGUGGACAGAAUUGUUAAGAGCGUUCUUAAUUUACCAAUCUUGUCUGCUACUGAAUUUCCAGUUGGACUAGAGUCCCAGGUGAAAGAUGUGAUUCGAACCAUCAAAAGUAAUCCCAGGAAAGUUUGUAUCAUAGGGAUAUGGGGAAUGAGAGGAUCGGGCAAAACUACUCUUGCAAAAGCCAUUUAUAAUCAAAUUCAUGGUACAUUCACGGAGAAAAGCUUCAUCGAGAAUAUUUCAGAUUUUAGUCAAAGAAGGCAUCUUAAUUUACAAAAACGACUUCUUUCAGAUAUCCUGAAAACAAAGAUAAAUAUACAUAGCGUUGAGAUGGGAAGAAGUAUGAUUCGAGAAAGACUUUAUGGGAAAAGAGUGCUCAUUGUACUUGACGAUAUGAUCGAUGAGCAUUAUCCAUUAUUAGACUUAAGGAUAUGUCGUGCAUCGCUCGGUGGAGGAUCUGUAAUAAUCCUUACAACAAGAUAUAAAGACAUACUGAGGAAACAUGGAGUUGAUGCUGUUUUUGGGAAGAAUCUAUUGAACUCAAACGAGUCCCUUGAGCUUUUUAGUUGGCACGCAUUUAGAGAAGCAAAACCAAAAGAAGAAUACCAUUUCCUUGCAAAAAGUGUAGUUGCUUAUUGUGAAGGAAAUCCUCUCUCUCUUGAAGUCAUUGGAAGUUAUUUAUAUGAAAGGACGAAAAUAGAAUGGCAUAGAGUAUUGUUAAAAUUAAUCGAAGUUCCCCAGUUUGAAAUUCUACCGAUUUUGAAAAUAAGCUUCGAUGGUUUACGUGAUCAAACGGAAAAAGAUUUAUUCCUUGAUAUAUGUUGUUUCUUUGUUGGUAAAGGCAGAGCUUAUGUAACGAAGAUCCUAAAUGGCUGUGGAAUAGACGCUGAUUGUGGAAUAAGAGUUCUCUUAGAGCGUAGCCUCAUAAAAGUGAAAAGAAACAAUAAAUUUGGAAUUCAUCCUUUGGUACGAGAUAUGGGAAGAGAAAUUAUUGAUGAUAUUUCAAGAAAGGAACCUAGGAAGAACAGAUGGUUGUGGCUUGAUGAUGAUAUGAAACAUGCACCGUCAAAGUAUACCACUGGAUAUUCUAAGUACCUCUCUAAGAAACUGAGAUGUAUCAGUUUGCAAUGCUUUUCUUCAGAAUACCUAUGUAACGACUUUUAUCUGCAUGAUGCAAUAGUGGUUGAUUUAAAACGCAGUCUUCUUGGAAUCAUCUGGAAACAACCCCAGGUUUUGGCGUUUCUAAAAGUCCUUAAUCUUAGUCACUCUAAGUACUUGAGAAAAACCCCUGACUUUUCCGGACUACAAAAUCUUGAACAUCUCAUUCUCAAAGAUUGCCCAAGAUUGCGUGAAGUGCACCGGUCUAUUGGAUGUCUAUGUAAUCUUACACUGCUAAAUUUGAAGGACUGUACAAGUUUAAGCAAUCUCCCCAGAGAGAUAUAUAUGUUGAAAUCUUUAAAAACUCUCAUUCUUUCUGGUUGUUCCAAGAUUAACUUGUUGGAAAAAGAUAUAGUGCAAAUGGAAUCCUUGAUAACUCUAAUCGCGGAAAAUACAGUUGUGAAACAAGUUCCUUUUUCAAUUGUAAGCUCAAAAGGAAUUGGAUAUAUAUCCCUACGAGGAUUUGAGGGAUUAUCACAUAAUCUUUUUCCUUUUAUCAUUCAGUCUUGGAUGUCACCGUCAAUGAAUUCCCUAUCUUAUAAUCCUUCGUUUUGCAUGGAUGUGGAAGUUAAAAGUUGGGAUGACAUUACACCAUUGCUUAGCAGCCUUGGAAAUCUUCGAAGUGUUUUGGUGCAAUGUGACACCGAGUUUCAACUAUCUAAGCAAGUGAAAACUAUUCUGGUUGAAUAUCGUGGGAAUAUUACAGAAAUAGGAACUUCAAAGCCACACUUCAGAUAUUGUUUGAUUGGUGUUGGAAGCUGCAAAGAAUUCUUUAAUGCUUUCAGCGAUGGCACUUCUGAGGGACUUGCAAGCAGUGAGUCUUGUGAUGUUUUUCUGCCAGGUGGCAAUGAUCCUUAUUGGCUGGUCCAUAUGGGUGAGGGACAUUCUGUUUCUUUCACUUUGCCUAAAGAUCACGUCUUGAAGGGAAUGGCACUGUGUGCCAUUUAUUCACCAAACCCUGAAAUUUUGACAACUGAGUGUCUUAGAAGUGUCUUAAUUGUUAAUUAUACAAAGUGUACAUUGCAGAUACAUUAUCAUGGCACGAUAAUUUCCUUUAAUGAUAUAGACUGGCAAGGUAUAAUAUCAAAUUUAGGAUCAGGAGACAGAGUAGAGAUUUUUGUGAUUUUUUGUGAUGGAUUGGUAGUCAAGAGAACAGUAGUCUAUCUGAUAUGUGGUGAAUCAAAUGACUUAGAAAAGGAGCCUGGUUAGAUUUAUACAGAAAUUUGUAAUGUGAGUUCUGGUAAGUCAUUAUCUUCUUUGAGAACAGAAAGAUCCCUUUAUCAUGAUGUUCUUGAUUGCAAUUUAUUUUUUCUCAUCCAUUUCUUGUU